Messenger RNA from Dichomitus squalens LYAD-421 SS1, 1117 nucleotides. RefSeq lists its product as uncharacterized. Lineage: Eukaryota; Fungi; Basidiomycota; Agaricomycetes; Polyporales; Polyporaceae. Bases 416 to 865 code for a protein of 149 amino acids. The transcript has a single exon. The record is from RefSeq and is a predicted model, not a curated record.
UUAUGUUCUCUCGGCCACAGCACAUCCCCCGAGCUUCCCGCUUCUGGCACCACGCAUGGCGAACCCUAGCAGGUCGCUUGCUGACAGUCCGCACGCGGGAAUGUCUUGCAUGUUCCCGCUCGCGCUUUCUCACCGCUUUACUCAUGCAUAGUUUGCGAUGCGAAACGCGGGGCACGCGCCCGGCGAACGCCGCAGGCGUAACGCUCUCUCUCGACCAGAAAGUCCAUGGGGACCCGGAGGUGGGGACGUGACUGCGUCGGAGGUGUGUGGGACGGCUUCCCCUGGCGUCGCCGCGCUCGUCUCGAGCUGAAUGAGUACCCGACAUACAUGUGUGGCAUCGCCCCUGUUGUAUACUCGACUACUUGAAUGUUGAGAAAGAGGUCGUCCCUGUCGGUGCAUCGGCGCAUCAUGAGAGAUGAGAGAGAUGGACGGUCAAUUUUGCAGGAUGGCAACGCGCAGCCCAGUGGGGGCCAUCGAGCGACGAGAUGCGCUGCAGGCGAUCAGCACUCAAACUUUAUACUUCCGCGCGUGUCGUACGCACGCGAGACCGUCAGGGCUGAUCGCCACCAUGUGCGCCGCGACGUGGCCACAAGCUCUGGCACGCGAUGGCGGAAGAUGUUUUGUUGCCGUUUCGCGUCGACGGUUCGACUUUUGGUUCCGCGAGCCUCUCAAGCUUGCGAUGGCGAACUGCGAUCCGAUUCCAGGUUUAUACGGUUUGCGACGGAUAUUCGGCUUGCCCGUGCAGCGCAUCUCGCGUACAGUGACCACGGUCGAAUAUCACGCUAAUCACGCUCGCGGACGCGUCUGCUUCCGACUCUUCGAGGUCCAAAACGCUCGAGGUUCACCGUUCAUCGACUGUACAUAGUCACCGUCGACCGUGCAGGCCACCACCGCACACGACCGUUAUCGCGACCGCACCUCGUAAGACGUAAGGAGGGCUCCUCCAAGAACUGAGCGGCGGUGUGGCACGCACGGGAAGAGGGUGCGGUUCUGAGAAGUCGCGCCGCCGUGCCGCCGGCAGAGCGUGGACAGCUGAGCGCGGCGACGUCCGCGUCGGGCAGGCAGGUCGCCGAGGACGGGGGCGUGCCGUGCAGGAAGCGCAUCGAUUGCAGAUUGC